ACAACCAUUGAUUAUACUUAAAAUGGCCGGUUGCCGAUAAUACAGUUGUUGAUUUUGUUCACUGGUUUAUUCUCCUAGCCUGUUUUAAAAAGGGCAAUGUUAAAACCAUCCUUGAAAUGAGCCUUAUUUAAAUAGUAUAUUUGAAAAAAUUAAGAAAUGAGUAUUCAAUCUGAUAAAAGAAAUUUACAAGAUGGUUUCUACAAUAAUAGCAUCGUUGCUCAGCAAAAUGGUAUACAGAACUCUAAUGAUAAAAAUAUCUCUAACGUAAAUGUUCAAUAUCCAUUAAUUCAUAAUCAAAAUUAUUUAAAUCAAGGUAUACCUAAUGGGCAUCAUUUAAAAUACCCUAACCAAGAAUUGAGACCAGUUCUGGGAAUAAAUCCAACUAUGAAAACUUCUUCAAUACCUACUUUUGAAGGUACACCUACUUAUUUAUCUAAUGGUCAACGCUUUCAGAGUGCUCCUCCACCACAAACAGUUCAACAAACACAAAAUGUUUUACCGCCUCAAAUUGCUCAACUCCCACAAAUUAAUUCACAUCCAGUUUUGCAACAGAAUAAACUAGUACACCAACAGACUCAAUUUGUACCACAUCCAGCAAGUCCAAAUGCAACUAACUUUUCAAUACAGAAUCAAACUGAAAAUUUAAAUGUAGCAAAUAAUAUAACACAGCAUCAAACUCAGUCUGAAAAUUUAAUUCAAUCAAGUACAAGUAAAAGACGUGUUUAUCCUCAAGAAGCUGCUACCAAUGUACAAAGUUUGCAUGGGCAUCUUAAACCUAACAUAUACAAUAAUCAGCCAGGUCAAAAUUUUAACUUAUCAAAAGGUUCGCCACUGACAAAGCAAAAUGAUUCCAACAAAAUGAAUCAAUCUCCAAAUGCAAAAAAUUUAAAUCAAGUCAAUACAUUGAUGAGCAGGCUAACUGUUGAGCAAUCACCUACGUAUCCCGUGAAUCUUUUAGAACAACGUCAAGUAAUAACACCAAAACCCUUUUCUCCUCCAAAACCUCCUAUUGCACCAGAAUUAAUAAAGAAAAAUGCUAAUCCAAACAUAUUGAGAUGUACAUUUAAUGCAAUUCCUCAAACAUCUUCUCUGCAAAAGCAAUGUAAACUUCCAUUUGGUAUUCAUAUUCAUCCGUUUAAGGAAGGCACAGAUAUGCCUAUAGUUUCAUCUGUUAUAACAAGAUGCAGGUCUUGUAGAUCUUAUUUGAAUCCAUUUGUUUCAAUACCAGAUCAUAGAAGAUGGCAAUGCAACAUGUGUUUUCGAUUGAAUGACAUACCAGAUGAAUUAAAUUAUGAUGUAGCAACUGGUCAGUAUAAUGACAUUCGUAGACGUCCUGAAUUAAACUGUGCUUCCAUAGAGUUCAUUGCACCUUCUGAAUAUAUGUUGCGUCCACCACAACCUUCAAUUUUUAUUUUUGUUUUUGAUGUAUCUCACAAUGCUUUAUCCACAGGCUAUUUAAAACAUUCAUGUGAUGUAUUAAUUCAAAAUCUUGAUGCACUACCUGGUGAUUCGAGGACCAUGAUUGGUUUUAUAACAUUUAAUAGUGUUAUUCAUUUUUAUAGUUUAAAAUUGUCACAAAGCCAACCUCAAAUGUAUGUUGUAUCUGAUUUAGAUGAAAUUUUUUUACCUGUUCCAGAUGGUCUCAUGGUCAAUUUAAAAGAAAACAAAGAGAUGAUUUUACAAUUGCUAACUACAUUACCAACUUCUUUUGAAAAAGUUUAUGACACCCACUCUGCAACAGGUGCAGCAAUAAAUGCAGCAAAGAGCUUGAUAUCUGCUACUGGAGGAAGAAUUACAUUAUUUCAAACAUGCUUACCUAACAUUGGUCCAGGAAAAUUAGUUCCACGAGAAUUAGCAUCCAUGUCCUCUGAUAGUAAAGACACCCAGUUCUUAAACCCAUCUACUGAUUUUUACAAGAGGUUUUCAUUGGACUGUGCUGGAGAGCAGAUUGCUGUUGAUUUGUUUUUAUUAUCUAGUCAAUAUUCUGAUCUUGCAUCACUCUCUUGUGCACCUCGGUAUUCAAGUGGUGCUAUUCACUAUUUUCCGGACUUUCAUUCUACAAAAAACACAGAAAUGCUGCAGAAGUUUUUGCAUGAUUUUAAACGUUACCUAACAAGAAGUAUAGGAUUUGAAGCUGUCAUGAGGCUUCGUUGCACUAAAGGUUUAAGCAUUCACACGUUUCAUGGUAAUUUUUUUGUUCGCUCGACUGAUUUGUUGUCUCUACCUAAUGUGAAUCCAGAUCAUAGCUUUAGUAUGCAAAUGUCAAUUGAAGAAUCUCUCACAGAUUCAACAAUGGUUAGUUUUCAAGCUGCACUUCUUUAUACUACAGUAAAAGGAGAACGUCGUAUUAGAGUGCAUACUCUUGCAUUACCAGUUACUUCAAAGUUAAGUGAUGUUUAUGCCUAUGCUGAUGAAGAAGCUAUCCUUUGUUCUCUUUCUAAGCUUGCUGUUGACCGAACUCUUAUGUCAUCACUUGGAGAUGCAAGAGAGGCUCUUAUGAAUGCUUGCAUUGAUUGUUCCAAAACUUAUCGAAGUGAACUGUCUGGACAAAAAGAUUCUCAAGGUGUCAUUAUGCCACAUCAUUUACGUUUGCUUCCUCUCCAUGUGUUGGCGUUAAUGAAAAAUGUUGCAUUUAAAUUGGGUAAUGUAUCUUUGGAUAGUCGUGUUUUCUUUUUGCUAGAAUUUAAAUGGCAAUCUUUAUUUGAAACAAUGAUUAGCACCUACCCAAGACUCUAUUCAGCAUUAGAUUUCCUUGAAGAACAUGAUGAAAGUUAUUCUGGUCCACCAAUACUUCAUGCAUCAGCUGAAAGAUUGAGUAGGCAGGGUGUCUACAUUUUGGAUAAUUGCAAAAAAUUAUAUAUAUUCGUUGGAAGAGAUACCCAAGAUAGUGUAGUUCAGUGUCUAUUUAAUGUAUCCAAUAUUUCUAUGGUUCCAGAAUUAUCAAGUCGUUUACCAGAAUUGAAUAACAACUUGAGCUUAAAGAUCAGAAAGUUUAUUGAAGAUUUAAGAAAAGACAGACCAUUUUAUUCUCCAUUAGAAGUUAUUAGGGAAGAUGGUAAACACCGAUUCUUGUUUUUGAGCAAUUUAAUUGAUGAUCGAACAGAAUCUUCUAUGUCUUACAUCGAAUUUCUCCAGCAUAUCCAAAGACAAAUGAACAGUUAAUUUUAACGUCGUCGCCUUUUUAACAAUUAUGCACCAUCCCCUUUUCUUGUCGCUCUAUAAACCUUUUUUAUCAAGUCGUGUCGUGUUGCUUUUUAAAUUUUCCUUUUCUAUUACCACGCAAGGUUUCAUAGACUUGGAUAUUUAAGCCCGAGCAGUGAUAGCUAACUUGAAAAUUGAACUAAUUUAUUGAUUUUUUAAUUAUUUACUUUUCUGAACAAGUUAAUGGAUUGACAUGUUAAAAGUUUGUUCUCUUUUUAUAUAUUUUCGUUAAUAUAUAAAACAUUACAAAUAUUUUAUUUAAAUUUUUUCUCGUUAUAUGACAUUAAAAUAUAUUUAAUUACGUUUUUAUUGGAAUAUGGUUUCUUCAUUUUCUUUUUAAAAGACAUUAUUAUGCGAUAUUGCAGCUGAAUUUUUUAGUAUUUGUGAAACCUGAAUAUUGUAAAAGCUAAUAUUAAAUAAAUUUAUAGUAAAA
Molecule: messenger RNA, 3634 nt
Organism: Hydra vulgaris (swiftwater hydra)
Lineage: Eukaryota; Metazoa; Cnidaria; Hydrozoa; Anthoathecata; Hydridae
Product: protein transport protein Sec24A
Biological process (GO): endoplasmic reticulum to Golgi vesicle-mediated transport; COPII-coated vesicle cargo loading; intracellular protein transport
Cellular component (GO): COPII vesicle coat; endoplasmic reticulum exit site
Molecular function (GO): SNARE binding; zinc ion binding
Source: RefSeq, a predicted model, not a curated record